Messenger RNA from Phyllotreta striolata, 765 nucleotides. The record is from the annotation of a GenBank genome assembly. NCBI's taxonomy places the organism in Eukaryota, Metazoa, Arthropoda, Insecta, Coleoptera, Chrysomelidae.
AUGGGAGGAAUCACCCAAAGACCUUGGACACCGACCAAACGAAGAGGUCAAAUCGCCGCAGAAUUCAGCGGUCCAGGGCCGGCUUGCGUGUCUCUGCCUUCCUCCAUAGGCAGGAGAGCCUUGGAAUCGAAAACCGAGCGGGCGCCCGCGUUCAGUUUCGGUUCGAGGCAAAACGGGAGAUUGGACACGGUCGGGCCCGGACCUGGCCAAUACAACAUAUCCGGAAUGAGCGCUAAAGGGAAAGACACCCCGCCGUCUUUGAGCCUGCACAGCCGGCCGAAGGAGCCGAAACCGGACAAUUUCCCGGCUCCGGGCGAUUACAAUCCGGACAAAGCGGAGAAGGCUAUACACGACGAUUCGCCCAAGUACACCUUUGGGCUGAAGACGAACAUGGGAAAAGCUGGAGACACUCCAGCCCCUAACGUGUACAACAUACCCUCGGUGGUGGGCACCGGCGGAGCGCCGGCCUACACCAUAUCGGGCAGGACGAAAGAGCCGCUGGACGAGCGCGUGAAAAACCCGGCGCCCGGCCAAUACAACAACGUGUUCCCGGAAUUGUACAAAAACUCCCCGGCCUACACGAUCAGCGGCAGAGUGAACGUCCCGCGGGACGAUCACAUUCCCGGACCGGGCGUGUAUUCCCCGGAAAAGGUUAUCUCGCAUUUGAGGCACGCGCCUUGCCAUUCCUUCGGCAUACGCCACUCGCCCUAUUUGGGCUCCCAGUUGGGCUGUUUGAGGCGGGAAAAAACCACGUGGUUGUUUUAA